AUGAACUAGUAGGAAAUGAGCUGCACGCUGACAGAAGCACAGAUCCAUCAUUGCGCUUUUAAACGCUAUAUAUUUAUAAAAUCAUCUCUCGUUAUGGAGAACUGCUGUCGGUAACUGGAACGGGACCGAAUGUAGAAACGUAAAGCUCUUUUUUUUUCUUUUUUUUUUUUUUUUUUUUACCAUUCUACAAAACAGGCAAAAUGUCCGGCGCGGAUCGGGAUGUAUCGCGGGGGUUUUGCCGUGUUAUCCGCUGAUUGUGUUUGGAAACAGAGAGAUUCACGCGCGUCAAACACACUGAGAGAGAGAGUUGGAUGGAGUUUCUCUGAACAGCCGAAGGACAAACAGACUUAUAUUUCUAUUGUUUUUUAAUCAGCGAUAUAAAGUGCAGGUCAGGAUGUUUGACUGCAUGGAUGUGUUAUCGGGACACAUGCUGGAGUUUUACUCGUCCAGUCGCUCGUCAUGUAUGUUACAGGAGAAAGCGCUCAGCGCGUGCUUCAGCUGGCAGCACCGACGCACCAAACACUCCAUUGAGACUCAAAGCACCAGUUCUGAGGAGUUGGUCCCCAGCCCUCCCUCUCCUCUUCCCCCUCCCCGUGUCUACAAGCCCUGCUUCGUCUGCCAGGACAAGUCCUCAGGGUACCACUAUGGUGUCAGUGCAUGUGAAGGCUGCAAGGGUUUUUUCCGCAGAAGUAUCCAGAAGAACAUGGUGUACACAUGCCACAGAGAGAAGAACUGCAUUAUCAACAAAGUGACGCGAAACCGCUGUCAAUACUGCCGACUACAGAAGUGCUUCGCAGUGGGAAUGUCCAAAGAGUCUGUUCGGAAUGACAGGAAUAAAAAGAAGAAGGAGAUUCCGAAGCAGGAGUUGGCUGAGAGUUAUGAACUGACAGCAGAACUGGAAACCAUCAUUGAGAAGAUCCGGAAAGCUCAUCAGGAGACAUUUCCUUCUCUCUGCCAGCUGGGCAAGUACACCACGAACUCCAGUGCGGAUCACCGUGUGCGUUUGGAUCUGGGUCUGUGGGAUAAGUUCAGUGAACUGGCCACUAAGUGCAUUAUUAAAAUCGUGGAGUUUGCCAAACGAGUUCCUGGUUUCACUGGACUCACCAUGGCCGAUCAGAUCACACUGCUCAAAGCCGCCUGCCUCGACAUACUGAUCCUGCGUAUCUGUACACGUUACACCCCUGACCAGGACACAAUGACGUUCUCCGACGGUCUUACGCUAAACCGCACACAGAUGCACAAUGCGGGCUUUGGUCCACUCACGGAUCUUGUGUUCACCUUCGCCAACCAGCUCCUACCCAUCGAGAUGGACGAUACGGAGACGGGACUGCUGUCUGCCAUCUGCCUCAUCUCUGGAGAUCGUCAGGAUCUAGAAGAGCCCUCAAAAGUGGACCAACUGCAGGAACCCCUGUUAGAGGCUCUGAAGAUCUAUGUGAGGAAGCGGCGACCCAGUAAACCACACAUGUUCCCCAAAACCCUCAUGAAAAUCACAGACCUGCGCAGUAUCAGUGCUAAAGGUGCCGAGCGUGUGAUCACUCUGAAGAUGGAGAUCCCUGGAUCCAUGCCUCCUCUGAUCCAGGAGAUGCUGGAGAACUCUGAGGGUCAGGACGGGCAAAACUCCACAGAGCGGAACGGCUUGGAUAAGACCAGCAGCGGCUCCACGGAGCCCAAACCCUCGGCCCCCUCCCUGGAGCCCACAGAUGGAUCUGGGGCCGGUUCCUCCAGUGAGGAACCCUAGAAUCGGGCGGAACCUCAGACUGUCAGAUGUUCCUUUGCACAGUGCGGGUGAACUGGAGAUGGACCUUUCCAGCGUGUUCGAUUUCUGCUUGAUUUUUUUCGCCCCAUUUCCUGCUUUAAGAACAGAUAUUGGCCUAAAGGACCAGCCGGUGUAUAAUCAAAAAACAUGAUUGAAGAAUCAAGUUCUACUGCGUCAACACCUGUGACACAUAUGAAGCUCCUCAGGUCUCCUGUAUGGAUUUCUUCAUUUGCAUGAUAAGCUCUUACUUUAUUUAAAGUGAAUCUCACCAAAACAUGUACAAGGUACAUUUAAUGGCAAAAUUAAAAGGAAAAAAAAAAAAAAAAUUAUGUUGCAUGUAUAAUUUUGCAUAAAGAACAUUAAACCUGUUUUAGUACUAUUAAGAUUUGUUUUGCUAUUUGCAUUGUGACAUUAUUUUUUCUUUUGAUUUCUGGGGUGAAAUAGGACCUAUACAGGUUUUCGUGAGAUUCGCUCAUUAAGUGAUUUUCUCUCUCUUAUUAAAGCUAAUGCAUACAUUGUACAUAUCAUGAUAUGGUCAUAUCUCCGUUUCAGUUGAUACAUUUGGUGGUGCUUUUUACAUCGUCUUUAAUAUGAUCAUUUGAUGUGAUACAUCAAGUUUAAAAAUGAGCUUAAGUCUUUUAAAAUACGCUUAUAUAGUAAGUUCUUGCCUAUAGACAGUAAGGAAGUCUAAUAUUAUACUCUUGUUUUUAUAUUUAAACUGUUUCAUUCCGCAAUUUUUAAAGAAAUAUGUUCAUUUGACAAGCAAAAUAAGUCUACAUGUACACCCUCAGACCGCUAAAACUGCACUCUAUCAAUAAUCAUGACUUCAGGUCUUCAUAUGGAAGAAGUUUUAGGAAAAGGUUAUAACCAGUCACUUACUAGUUUUACUAUUAAGACAAAUGUUAAAACUAUAUAAUGAACUUUCUAUUAAAGCAACAAAUCCAAACACUAAAUGACCAUUACUGGAAGAAUGAAAUAUAUUAUUUUACAGUUUAACAGAUUCAAGGGGAUAGUUCACCACAAAAAAUAAUAAUAUAAAAAAAACUAAAUCUUUCAUUAUUUACUCACUCUCAUGUUGUUCUAAACCUGCAUGACUUUAUUUCUUGUGUUUAACACAAAAGGAGAUGUUUAGCUCUUUUUCCAUACAAUGAAAGUGAAUGGGGACUGGGUCUGUCAAGUUACAGAAAGGACUCAAAAACACAAUAAAAGCUCCAUAAAAGCAGUCCAUAUGAUCACUUUCAUCUGCUAAACAUCUCCUUUUGUGCUCUACGGUAGAAGGAAAGUUGUAUGAAUUUGGAAGGACAGGAGGGUGAGUAAAUGAUGACAAAAUUCUCAUUUAUGAGUGAACUAACCAGUUAAUAAAGAAACAUUAAGCAGUGAAAGUGUUUGUCCAAUUUUGGUGAAAACACCGUCAUAUUCGGUUGUUAUAAGAUCAUUCCAGCUCGGUAGAUGUAGUAAGUCUUAGUUUAGGUAGUGUCUAAGAAUUGCCGAGUCCGGUUCACUCUAAACGCACAUCGAUUCAGGGUCACGUGACCAGAAUCAUCAAACUUCUUUAUAUAAGUGUUUUUUGUUGUUGUUUUUUUUGGCAGUAAAUCAACAGGACAUUGCAAUUCAAUACUGUUGAUUUUGCAGAUUGUACAUUAAUCUCUGUGUUCACUUUUUAGGGAACCUUGUUUUGUGAACAGAGACAUGUUUUAUUUGAUUUUCAAGUGGAACAUAUAGGGACUUUUAUUCUCAGACAGGGUGAUAUAACAGCCUUCAGCUCAGAUCAGUUAGUUCAGUUCUUGUAGACUGAUCAUGAGUUUGUAAAAUAUACCUCUUACUGAAACACAAGUGUCUCUUGAAUACCAUCUUUGGCUGAUUUAUGAUAAAAUCCAGUGCUAAGCAUCUUUACAUGAAAAAUCAGCUGCCCAGUGUGUGUCCGCUUGUAAAGCAGUUUGUCUGCAUCCAGACGUUUUACUUUUUAACCUCUCAUUGCACUUAAACUGACCUCUUGAGAGUAACAAGAGACAGAUGUAAUUGUCAUGCUAUUUUUCAUAAAUUGCUGUCCUUAUUUUCUCUUUUGCCUUUUAUGAAUGGAUAAUUCUGUGAAAUUGUCUAAUGUCUAACUUUGAACUGAAUUGUAAUCAUUUAUCUAAUCAUUUAUUUCAUGUCAGACAGGGACACCGAAGCACUUCAAUAUGCCCUCAAAAGGUCUCUCAAGUUUUUCUCUUUGUUUAGUCAUUCACUUUAUGGAUAAACUGAAAGGUUAGUUCAUUCAAAAAUGAAACUUCUGUUAUCAUUUACACGCCCUCAUGUCAUUUCAAAUGUAUCAGCCCACUGUAGACUUCAUCAAACCUCAUCAUACCCCCUUGAGACCACAUUAGACCCCAUUAGCCCUCAUCAGACCCACUCAAGACCACAUCAAACCUCAUCAGACCCCCAUGAGACCACACCAGUAGGCAUUUGACGGUAUUCGGUUAUACGGUAUAUCACGAUAAUUAACAUGCACGAUAUUGUUAUCGUGAGCACUUCAAAAUACCGUAGAUAAUUUUAGAUAACCUUUUGGCCAAAUUGUUUAGAUUUUUCUGAUCGCACAGUAUUUUUUAUCCCAUCAAUGAAUCGAGAUUUACAACACUACAUAUAUGUGGCACAAAUGACACAUGCGCAGUCUGAUGUAAACAAACCAACAUGGAUGAGAAGCAUGGCUGAAGGAGGAACGCAGCUGACCUUUUAUCAGCCUUCUAAUAGAGUUAAGUCGGAAGUGUGGAAGUAUUUUUGGUUCCAUAAAAAUGCACAGGGAUUGUUGGUCGAAGGUGGUUUCCUUUUGUAUAAAACAUGCAUCAGAAAACUGGCAACGAAACACGGGAACACCUCCAACAUGUUUGCUCAUCUGCGGGACAAUCAUUCUGUUCAAUUCAGCAAGAUAAAGGUAAGUUGUAACAGUUCUGCUCGCUUUUCCAAACUGUUCUGAAAACUGAGAGACAACACUAUAAGAGACAAUUAGUUAAGUGACAACUAAGACGACAAACAAAGUGAACUCUUGUUGCCAUUUGCAGAUGUGUUGCUUGCUUUCAAGUGCCCGAAGAGUAGUCCUCCACUAGCUACACGGUAACAUUUGCGUCUCGAAGUAACAACUAAAAUACAGUUGGAAUCAGAUAAUAUUAACUCCUGUAAUUAAUAACUGCAGUGUGGCACAAUGAUGAUUUCAAUAUUCAUUUCAAGUUGGAACAGCAAGGAAUCGUACGUUGCCAUACAGUGUGAGCAAACCUGCAGUUAUUAAAGUUGUAGCUAGGGCCUAGCUAACAAAACAACAACAACAAAAAACCAUGCAUCCUAUUGUUGUAGCCUAGGAGCUGGCUUGAUAAAUUAUUCUAGCCUUACUUUAACAUUAGCCUCAGUAAGACAAGGUCUGUAUACUGAUCUGUAAUGAUCAAUGGCCCGUGGCAUUUUGACUAUUUAAAUAUUAAGACAUCAACUAAAUGGUAUAUAUGGCUAUGUACUUGGUGUUGAUGGUAGUUUUUUUUUUUCAAAGUUCUUCGUUAUCUGUUAAUUUAAAGGCCAGUUUGGUAUUGAAAAAGUCAUUGAACUUGUUAUUAAGAUAACAACAAUAAAGUUUGUUUAUCUUUCAACCCAUUUUUGUAAUGUAAUUCAAUACCGUGAUAAUACUGUUUACCCUGAUAAAAGCUUCGGCAAUUACCUUGAAAAUUUGAUACCAACCCCAUCAAACCUCAGCAGACCCCCUCAAGACCACAUCAGACCCCUUUAGACCCUAUUAGACCACAUUCAUUCACAUGAAACCUCUAAGAGACCAAAAGAGACCCCAUCAGACAACCUAGAGACCACAUCAGACCUCAUCAUACAACAUCAGCCCACAUUAAGCCUCAUCAGACCCUAUUGAGACCACACCAGAACCCAUUAGGCCUCAUCAGAUCCCAUUAAACCUAAUCAGACCUCCUUGAGACCACACCAGAACCCAUUAGAUCUCAUCAGACCACAUUGGACCACAUCAGACCCCUUCAAGACCACAUCAGACCCCUUAAAACCUUAUCAUACCCCCCUGAGAUCACACCAGACCCCAUUAGACCACAUCAGAACACAUUAGACCUUAUCAUGACCCCUCAAGACCACAUCAGACCCCAUCAAACCUCAUGAGACCCCCUUGUGACCAAAUUAGACCCCAUCAGACAACAUUAAACCUUAUCAGACAACAUCAGCCCACAUUAAACCUCAUCAGAUCCCCUCAAGACUUCAUCAAAUCUCAUCAGACCCCCUCAAGAACACAUUAGACCCUAUUAGACCCAAUCAGACCACAUUCAUUCACAUCAAAUGCCCAAGAGGCAACAUGAGAACAAAUUAGACCACAUCAGACAAUAUCAGCCCACAUUAAACCUUGUAAGACCCCCUUAAGAGCACACGAGAACCCAUUAGACCUAAUCAGCCCACAUUGGACCUUAUCAGACCAUCUCAAGACCACAUCAGACCCCAUUAAACCUCAUCAGACACCAUAGAGACCACAUCAGACCACCUAAAGACCACAUUAGACCAUAUUAAACCUCGUCAGACCCCCUUAAGACCACACCAGACCCCAUCAGACCAUGCUGGACCUCAUCAGAAGAACGAAUGUCAUAAUGGACCAACAUAAGUAAAUGAUGACAGAAUUUUCACUAUUAGGUGAACUAUUCCUCAAACACACACACACACACAUUUUCACCUAUUCAUUUUGACUUGAGCUUCAUCACGUCCGUUUGAACACAUCUGCAGGAAAGAGACAAUGGGCUCAUCUGAAUGUGGAAAAGAAAGAAUGACAAACUAGAGUAUAUGCAGUAUUUGUCUUUGUGUUCUCAUUUUGUGUACCUCACAACAUCGUUAUUUCACCAUAUCUUGUGUUUUUAUUAAUAAUAAUAAUAAUAAUUGUAAAGAUUCAGAGGGAAUGUGCUUUGUGUUUGCUGGAGCAGCAUGUAUUUGAAGUUAAAUGAAACAGCUCAUGAAUGUCUAUGAACUCCCUCAUGCAUCUACAAUCCUCACUCUUUUAAAGCUGUAAGUCAUACGCUGAACAUAAGGAAAACGCUAAAUCAUUUUUCUGUUUAUCUGCUUAUUCGAUCUUCAGCCAUGAAUUACUAUAUAUCAUUAAAGAGUUUGACAAAUGAGAACUUUUUAUUUUAUUUUAUUAUGAAAUCUCACUCGGAAACUAGGGUUAUCAAACAUUUGUAGUUAUUCUUUGUUAAAAUGACCUUAUAUCGUCCGUAUUUACAAGGGUCCACUGUCCUGUAUGGUUGAUGCUGUGUUGAAUGUGAUCAGUAGGAUAAUGUGUCACAAAAGAGAUUGCUGACGUGUUAUUUUCAUUCCUUUAAUAAUAGGGAUUGCGUGUACAUGCACACCAUUAUGCUGACAGCUACCAAAAAAAUCAGUUUAUUCAAAAUGUCAGACAACACAAGAAACCCGGUGUAAUAAUCGGUGUAAGAAUGUGCAUGUAAACGCACUCAACGUCAUGUUGCUUUUGCCAUAGUGCAUGCUGACAUUCUUACUGUGUUGGUCACAAACUAACGCAAGAAAAACAUUUCAGUUACAACGGGUAAGAUUUUUGGAAUUUACAGUGCAGCUGUCAAUCUCUCAACCUCAGUCAAAUGACAGUCAGGUGGCCCUGAUUCAACCUCUGAUGAAACAAUCCUUAAACCUUUACAGAACACUUUUUACAUUUUUAAGAAACAUCAAAUGGUUUUAACAGGAAGCUGGUAUUUAAACAGGAAACACAUAACCGUUCAUUAUUGAAAUAUUCUAUCAAGCUGUCUCAAAAAGCUCAUGCUCUUAGGCAUGAUAUUAUCUGCUUUAAUUUAAUAAUCUUACGGACCCGAGGGGUUCGAACAAUGACAAUUUAAGAACACUUAAUUCUCAAAACUGUUUGUCUGUUCAUAGGAGCAAAUAUACAUUAACACUGCUUUUUAUGUUCAUAAUGUUUACCAUUACCUGUACCAUGAACCAUUCUGG
Myxocyprinus asiaticus (Chinese sucker) is the source of this 7723-nucleotide messenger RNA. RefSeq names its product retinoic acid receptor beta-like. Gene Ontology annotation, biological process: cellular response to corticotropin-releasing hormone stimulus; regulation of transcription by RNA polymerase II; retinoic acid receptor signaling pathway. Gene Ontology annotation, molecular function: nuclear receptor activity; RNA polymerase II cis-regulatory region sequence-specific DNA binding; zinc ion binding. Bases 395 to 1738 code for a protein of 447 amino acids. Gene Ontology annotation, cellular component: transcription regulator complex; nucleus. Lineage: Eukaryota; Metazoa; Chordata; Actinopteri; Cypriniformes; Catostomidae. The transcript has 8 exons. The record is from RefSeq and is a predicted model, not a curated record.